GUGUGUGUCUCGGUGUGCCUCGAUUUCGGCCACGAGCCCUUGUCGGGCCUGAUGUUUCGGAUGCCAUUUUAACGGAAGAGAACUAGCGGUGACGAGCCUGGUGAAGUGCUGUGUUGCUGGACUUUGAUGCUAUACGCGCAUAUAAAAAACGAGCUGUAACCAAAAACUCUCCAAAAAACGAGUAACGCUUCUGAAUUUUUAAGUAGCGCAAUUGAAUUGAAUGUCGGAAGAGGCGAUUGUGAAUUGUUGAGAAAAAUUAGAUUAACGCGAUUUCAGAAGAAGUCGUGGAAGAGAGCAAGCGCCAGGAUGCAAGAAACGAAUGAAAAUAAGACGCUUGAAGCGAACAAAGGUCCGGGAAUGGAAGCAGCAACCCGUUCAAGGCCAAAAAAUGAAUGAAAAAUGCGGAGGAAGUGAACAAUGCUGCAGAGAAAGAACGAAUGGCCCGAUGGUGUAAACUUUGGUGCCUAGGAAGGGAUGACAGAAGGCCGACCAGGAGCAGCGAUUUCGACAGGAUCUGCGCUGGUCGCUCUGUGGUUCCUCUCCAGUUCCGACCGCCCAGCCUUGUCUUUUCUUCGGAAUCGAGCCCAGGCAGAAGCGACGCUGGGAAAAGCGACCCCGUGGUCGAGUUUGGAGAGAAAUGCACGGACGGAGGAGGCCUGGUCUGCGGACGAGGAGAGAGGAAGAAGAAGAGAUCGCAGGAUCGAGGGCCUCGGAGACGAGGCUUGCGGACGCAGAGGAAACACGGCGAGCUAACGGCGGUUUGGGGAAACACGAAACUGCGAAGCGAAGCGGCCUCGAAGGCACUAGGGCGUGG
Molecule: messenger RNA, 814 nt
Organism: Trichoderma atroviride IMI 206040
Lineage: Eukaryota; Fungi; Ascomycota; Sordariomycetes; Hypocreales; Hypocreaceae
Source: RefSeq, a predicted model, not a curated record